AUGAGAUCCAUUGUAUUAGUUUCACUUUUGGCUUUUACACAAGCUUAUCUAAAGCUAGACUUUGAGAAGACUCCCAAGAUCAGCGAUGAACUAACGAAAAGAGCUGAUAAUGAUAGCUUUAUUGCUCCCCUUUUGAAUGGAGGCGAGUUGUAUACAGUUCAAAUCGCAGUAGGCACACCACCUCAAAAUUUGACUGUCCAACUGGAUACUGGCUCUUCUGAUUUGUGGUUUGUCAGCGCAAGUAACCCAUACUGUAAGAACAAUAAAAAAUUCGCUCCAAAAAAACAAGAUCUCAUGCCAAUCACAAGUGAUGAUGGAUUCCCCACUUCGCCCAACCAAGUUCCCAAGGCUUUGAGAAACAUUAAUUGUAAUAAGUAUGGGUUCUUCAACGCUAGCGGGUCUUCAACAUACAGCAGGAACGACACCAACUUCUCAUUGAGCUACGGUGACGAGACAUUUGCUAGUGGCCCAUGGGGAACUGACACCAUUUCCUUAAAUGGUGUAAAGGUAGAAAAUGUCACAUUCGGUUUGGCUAGUUUCUCAAAUUCUACUAAUCCAGUGUUUGGCAUCGGUUUACCUGGAGAUGAGAGUACGUACGCUAUGUUCUCUGAAGAUACUAAUGGUACUACGAACACUCAAUAUUCGAACUUCCCAUUACAACUAAAACAACAAGGUAAAAUCGAUAAGGUUGCGUAUUCGAUUUAUCUAAACUCUACAAAGUCUAAACAAGGUUCGAUUUUAUUCGGGGCUGUUGACCAUAGCAAAUACUCAGGCCCUUUAUAUACAUUACCAAUUGUGAAUAGGUUUGGACAUCUAGUUGAAAACCCAUAUGAACUGGAGGUUACAUUAAGUGGUCUUGGUCUCCAGAGAGCAACAUCAAAUAUUACUCUCUUUGAUCAAUUACUGCCUGCACUCCUGGAUACUGGUACAACCUAUACAUAUAUGCCAAGCAGCGUUGCGCAAUAUCUUGCUAAUCAAACAAAUGGUGUUAUUGAUAAGAAAACAAGUUUGAUCAAGUUGGCUAAAUGUCCAAGUAAAAAAUCGAAUGACACUAUCGUCUUCAAUUUCAGUGGAGCUCAAAUCAAAAUAAAAAUGGUUGAUUUUGUUGAGAAACAUAAGGGCAAAUGUUACUUGCCAUGUGUUUCUCAGGAGAGCAGUUUUUUCCUUCUUGGUGACUCCUUCAUGAGACACGUCUACACUGUCUUCGAUUUGGACGACAAAGAAAUCUCUAUUGCGCAGGCCAAUUUCAAUUCAACAAAAGAGGAUAUCGAAGAGAUAUCUAGUACUGUUCCAAGUGCGGUGAAAGCGCCUCAGUACUAUAGCUCCUAUGUUGAUUUCCCAACCGAAAUAUCAGUGACUGGUGACAUAUUUGCCCCUCAGGCAACAGAGUUUGUUCCAAAGCCAAAUAACACCAAUAACAAGACCAAUUUCACCCAAGAUCUUCUAGACAUAGAAAAUAUGCUUUUGAGGAGGCAUUACGAAAACAGAGCUACUACAUUGUCAACAAGUCUGCCAAUAUUUUUGAUUGCUUUAUCAGCAGUUACUGCCUUGUUUUUGUAA
Messenger RNA from Nakaseomyces glabratus, 1560 nucleotides. RefSeq names its product YPS5 (gene YPS5). NCBI's taxonomy places the organism in Eukaryota, Fungi, Ascomycota, Saccharomycetes, Saccharomycetales, Saccharomycetaceae. Gene Ontology annotation, biological process: proteolysis. Gene Ontology annotation, molecular function: aspartic-type endopeptidase activity. The record is from RefSeq and is a predicted model, not a curated record.